UAGAGCUACCCAAUUGAGUGAAUGUUUUUUUUUUUCUUUUUUUCAUAUCAUCAAAAUACCAUAUAAAAAAGAAAAAGAAAAUGAUAUUGGGUCAAGUUGCUGGAAAAGUUUAUGUUAUGCAAUUAAGUAAUUUUCUCUUGUUGUUGAUUUUAUGUCGAUGUGAUGCAAGGAGCAGGAUCGAUGGAAGCAGUAAGUUAGUUGACAAUGGGGAAACACUCGUAUCUGAUGGAGAACAGUUCGCAAUGGGAUUCUUUUCUGAUGAUGCUGGGUUACACAAAUAUGUAGGCAUAUGGUAUAACAAGUUAAAUCCCAGAACUGUUGUAUGGGUUGCUAAUCGGGAUAUUCCGAUUCGGGCUUCAAGACAAAAGAAGGAGAAUAUUUCCGUGGUCGUUGAAGAUGGUAACCUCAAAGUGUUGAAUUCAAUUAGUAGAAAGAAUUAUUUCUCCACAGGACUAGUAGAUAGUAACUCUAUCAGUAGAGCAGAGUUGUUGGAUACUGGGAACUUGGUUUUAGUUGAUAAAUCAGGAACUAAAAUGUGGCAGAGUUUUCAGAAUCCAACGGAUACUUUCCUUCAAGGAAUGAAAAUGGAGAGUCUGGAAUUAACUUCUUGGGAUGGAUCAGGAAGUGGAAAUAGGAAGUACAAAUUCCAACUUCCAAGAGACAGCAAAAAUUAUGUCAUAGUUGAGAUUAAGAAUGGGGUGAGUAAAAUUCACUGGAAAGGGUCUGUACAAGGGUAUGCGAAAUCACCUGCUUAUGAACCCUUCAGAUUCAGUGAGAUGCCCGCUUAUGUCACCUCCUUUUUAUCCAAUUAUUCAGGGGAAGCGAAAGGAAAAUCAUUCAAAUAUACUGGUUUUUUCGAAGAUGCUAGACUCCUGAUGAACUCCUCCGGGAAAGUACAAUUCUACUCUUGGGAUAAAGAGCGUGGGUGGUCCUUGUUAUGGUCUGCCCCAAAAGAUAUAUGCGACGAGUUCAGAAAAUGUGGGAAAUUUGAGAUUUGUAACAGCAAUGAAAGGCCAGUGUGCAGAUGUUUACCUGGGUUUAAGAGUGAUGAUCCAGAAGAUUAUGGAGAAGGGGAAUUUUCAGGUGGUUGUUCGAGAAUAUCAACUAGCUCGUGCAAAGAAGACACAUUUGUGGAUCUGAGCUCAAUGGAAUUCUCGAAUCCAGAAUGGCCAGAUACAACUAUUAAAACCAGUGAGAACUGCCGCAGACAUUGUCUUGGCAACUGUUCGUGCCAAGCAUACACAUAUUAUGAUAAUGAAGGAUGCUGGUUUUGGGGGUUGAAGCUCAAUAAUCUCCAGGAGGACUACACUGGUGGCUUCAACCUCUCUAUCCGCAUUCCCCGUAUUAAAGUUGGAACACAAGGACCAUUGAACACAACGAUGACAUCCUCAAGGAAUCUGAGACCCCUUGUUAUUUCCAUCUCUCUAAUUCUUGGAGUUAUGGUUCUGUGCGGCAUUGGUUAUAUAAUUUAUCUGAACAAAAGAGUGGCAAGAAGUGAAGAAGCCAGAGAAAUUGUUUUGGGAAUGCCUAUGGAGUACUUGCCUCAUAGAGAUAGUUCUGAUGAAGAUUUAAUCACUGAAGAUGAUAAGAAACGGAUUGAUGUCCCGUUUUUCAGCCUGAAUAGAAUACUAGUUGCUACAGAAAAUUUCUCAAAUGCAAGUAAGCUAGGGAGAGGUGGAUUUGGACCUGUUUAUAAGGGUAAGUUCCUAGGAGGUAUAGAUAUGGCAGUUAAAAGAUUGUCAAGUAACUCUGGGCAAGGUGUUGAAGAAUUUAAAACUGAAGUAAUGUUAAUUGCCAAACUGCAGCACAGAAAUUUAGUUAGGCUUCUAGGCUAUUGUGUUGAGAGAAAUGAAAAGAUUUUGUUGUAUGAAUAUAUGCCCAACAAAAGCUUGGAUACAUUUCUAUUUGAUCAUGCAUUCUGUCGAAUAUUGGACUGGAGGAUUCGUUUUGAAAUUAUAUUGGGUAUUGCUCGAGGGCUACUUUAUCUUCACCAAGACUCAAGGCUAAGAAUCAUUCAUAGAGAUUUAAAGACAAGCAACAUAUUGCUAGACGAAGAAAUGAAUGCCAAAAUAUCAGAUUUUGGCUUGGCAAGGAUCGUUGAAGGCAAAAAUACAGAAGCCAAUACUAACAAAGUCGUUGGAACAUAUGGGUAUAUGUCCCCGGAGUAUGCAUUGGAGGGACUCUUUUCAAUCAAGUCUGAUGUAUUUGCCUUCGGAGUGGUCUUACUCGAGAUCAUAAGUGGAAGGAGAAACAUGGAAUUUUUCGAAGAUGUAAAUCUCAUUGGCUAUGUAUGGAGACUCUGGAUGAAAGACAGGGCAUUAGACGUGAUGGAUCAAACCAUUGUUGAGUCGUGCGAUGAAAAAGAAGUGAUAAAGUGCGUGAAUGUGGCGCUCCUAUGCGUUCAAGAAGAUCCAGCUGAGCGUCCUGUAAUGUCAAAUGUAGUUUUCAUGCUUGGAGGUGAAAGCAUGACACUUCCAAGACCAAAUCAACCAGCUUUAAUCUCACGAAGAAAUAGUGCUGGUCCAAGUACAUCUUCUUCGUCUUCUAAGCUGUACAGCAUUUCCAACAAUGGGUUGACAAUAACUCAACAAGUAGGCCGAUGAGACGGAUUUAAGCUAAAUGCACGACCGCACAUAAGUCAACAGUGUACUGGUAUAUCUUUCCUUUAAUUUCUUGUGUGAAUCUUCUGUUAAAUUAUUUUGGCACGCAAAAUAACCGAUUGUGUUUAGUCUGUGAUUGAGUCACUUCUCUUUGUAAAACUUCUUUUGGGUAAUUAAAUUUUUUAUUACCAAGUA
Molecule: messenger RNA, 2795 nt
Organism: Solanum dulcamara
Lineage: Eukaryota; Viridiplantae; Streptophyta; Magnoliopsida; Solanales; Solanaceae
Product: G-type lectin S-receptor-like serine/threonine-protein kinase At4g03230
Exons: 7
Coding region: 81-2603 (840 amino acids)
Biological process (GO): protein phosphorylation; recognition of pollen
Molecular function (GO): protein serine/threonine kinase activity; ATP binding
Source: RefSeq, a predicted model, not a curated record